AACGCCCAUUCCAUCUGCUGGUUUGCAUUGCAUGCUGAGAAGCUUGUCAAUUCCUUGCUUACCACACUGAACCACCAUACCAAUUCACCCCACACACUUACACGCCUAUUCCCUUUCAACAACAAGGACAACAACAAACAAUCACUCACUCACUCCUUCAUCCACUCUCGCCUACCUAUUCCACUUACAACACUCACAUCUACAUCCACAAUGGCCAUCCGAGAACACUUCCGCCGUGCUCUGCGUUCCGACGCUUCCGGCUCUCAACUCGAGGCCACCACUCCUGGAAAGAUCACUGCUACCAUCACAAAAUCCAGCCAGACCAGCGACAAGUCGUCCUCAUCAAAGUCGUCCUUUGCGGAGAAGCUGUCCCGUGGCUGGACGUGGGGGUCCAACAACCGGGAGAUCAAGGCCCGCAAGCCAAAGAACAAGGGCAAGAAGAAGAUCGUCCACCCGAGCGAGAAGCCAAUGACGGCCCAGAACCUCGAGCACCAGGAGAUGCUCUCUCACUUCCAAUGGACCUUUGGCGCCUCCCGACCCGAGCAGGUUGAGGAUGAGGAUUUCAUCGGCAUCAGCCCCUGCUGCACACGCGCCCCUAGCGUCGUCGACUUUUCUCUUGACCGCGACAGCGACAGCGAUGGCCGUUCCUCAUCAUCUUCGUCCUCUUCCGUCAAGUCGGCGUAG
Molecule: messenger RNA, 684 nt
Organism: Fusarium keratoplasticum
Lineage: Eukaryota; Fungi; Ascomycota; Sordariomycetes; Hypocreales; Nectriaceae
Exons: 1
Coding region: 211-684 (157 amino acids)
Source: RefSeq, a predicted model, not a curated record